AUGUUACUUACCAGCGCUCUCUUACUGUUGAGCGCUACUUUGCCUGCACGGAGCGCCUCUUUGUCGGCAACCACGGGAGCACGAUAUCAGGCUCCUGAUGAGUGUCGUUGGACAACUGACAACGAUGAGUCUGGUGUAACGUUACAGUGUAGAUUAAGGACAAUAAACAGCGAAUUAGAAAAUACGAACUUUAGUGCUAUACAACCUCAUCUUACCGUAAGAUUACGACUUGAAUGUAGUGACGCAUUGUUCUUUCAAAGUUCUUUGGCACCUGGAAGUUUUCGCCAGUUAAUAGAGCUACGCGAACUUACAAUAGAAUACUGCAAAAUCGGAAACCUUACAGAUGGAGCAUUUACGGGACUCCGUGAGUUGAAAAAUUUAACAAUCAGAACGCAUAAUACAGAGUGGGCGACUAUGUCACUAGAGAUAACACCGACAGCUUUCUCCAGAGAUAUACAAAAUUUGGAAAGAUUAGAUUUGAGUGAAAACAACAUGUUGACGUUUCCUGAAGGAGCUCUUUGUUCUUUAAGAAAUCUUGAAUAUUUAAACAUGACUAACAAUCGAAUGAGAGACAUAAGUCAUUUUCAAUUUUCAACAGCUCAUCGACACCCUACUGAAAAAUGCGGAGACAAUCUUUUGAUUUUAGAUUUGUCGAAAAAUGUAAUAGAUACAGUACCCCCAGGACUUCUUUCUGGGUUAAAACGAUUACAAAAGCUUUAUCUCCAGGGCAAUGGACUUAAUUCUGUUGCUGACAGAGCAUUAGAAGGAUUAAUUUCUUUGACAACAAUUCGCUUCUCUGACAACCAGCUCACAAGUUUGCCCCCUGAAUUAUUUAGCGAUACAAAAGAUCUAAAAGAAAUAUACCUUAAUAAUAAUACAAUUACCGUAUUAGCGCCUGGAUUAUUUAGCGACCUUUUACAACUGCUCGUCCUAGAUUUGUCACAUAACGAGUUAACGUCUGAUUGGAUUAAUACUUCAACAUUUACAGGAUUAAAGCGCUUAGUGUAUCUAGAUUUCUCACACAACAGAGUUUCUAAAAUGGAAAUAGCUUUAUUCAGAGACCUACAAAAUUUACAAAUUUUGAAGAUGCAGGAUAAUUUUAUAGAACAUAUACCAGAAAAUGUGUUCAGCUCUCUUAAUAAUUUACACACGUUAAUUUUAUCAAAUAAUCGAUUGACUAACAUUGAAAGUUAUGCCUUUUUUGGGAUGCCAAUGCUUACUAUCCUUUCUAUAGAUAGCAAUCGCAUUUCAAAAAUACAUCCUCAUGCUUUCCGCAAUUGUUCAACUUUACAAGACCUGCAUAUAAAUGGGAAUCGAUUGGACGAAGUUCCAAUCGCUCUUAAAGAUAUUCCGCAAUUAAAAACUCUUGACCUAGGUGAGAACUUAAUUGUAAGCAUUGAAAAUGCAUCAUUUAUGACUAUGCAACAAAUGUAUGGAUUAAGAUUAACUGAAAAUAACAUUGGCAAUAUAAGCAAGGGCGUAUUCGAUAAAAUGACCUCUCUAAAAAUACUGAACUUGUCUCGAAACAAAAUUCACAAAAUAGAAGCUGGAGCAUUCGACGGAAGUGUGAAUUUACAAGCUAUAAGACUCGAUGGAAACUACUUGACAGAAAUCGGCGGCCUUUUCGCUAAAUUACCCAACUUAGUAUGGUUGAACAUAUCUGAUAACCGUUUAGAAUGGUUCGAUUACGCUAUGAUUCCAACUGGCUUGCAAUGGCUAGACAUUCACGCAAACAGAAUUGCCGAACUUGGAAAUUACUUUGAAAUUGAAUCGCAGCUGUCACUUAGUACUUUUGAUGCAAGCUCAAAUAGGCUAACUGAGAUAACUGGAAGUGCAAUACCAAACUCAGUUGAAAUGUUAUACUUAAAUGAUAAUUUAAUUUCUAAAGUUCAGUCUUACACCUUUUUCAAGAAACCCAAUUUAACACGAGUUGAUCUGUACGGAAAUAAAAUAACAAGCUUAGACCCAAAUUCAUUAAGAAUAUCUGCAGUUCCUCAAGAUAAAUCCGUUCCCGAAUUUUUUAUAGGCGGAAACCCAUUAGAAUGUGAUUGCACCAUGGAGUGGCUACAAAAAGUUAAUACUGGAAACCGAGCCAGAACGCAGCCAAAGCUUAUGGAUUUGGAUAGUAUACACUGCAAAUUAUUAUAUAAUCGUGGCAACGCACACGUACCUUUAGUUGAGGCAGCACCUCAUCAAUUUUUAUGUAAAUAUGAAUUUCAUUGUUUUGCGCUUUGUCACUGCUGUGAUUUCGACGCAUGUGAUUGUGAAAUGACUUGUCCUAAUAAUUGUACUUGUUAUCAUGACCAGUCGUGGUCGGCUAAUGUUGUGGAAUGCACAAGCGCUGGUUAUGUGAAUUCAUUACCCGAAAGAAUACCAAUGGAGGCCACGCAACUCUAUCUAGAUGGCAAUGACAUAAAAAUGCUUCCAAGUCACGCAUUUAUAGGAAGAAAAAGGUUAAAAAUAUUGUACUUAAACUCGUCGAAAAUUGAAGCAAUUCAUAACAGAACAUUCAAUGGAUUAAAGGAGUUAGAAAUUUUACGUUUAGACUACAACAAUUUGAACAAAUUAGAAGGACAAGAAUUUGAUGGAUUAGACAAUUUACGUGAACUGUACAUAAACAACAAUAACAUUCGCAGUAUCGGAAAAGACAUGCUUAAUAAUAUGCCACGUUUGAAAAUAUUACACUUGGAUCAUAAUCGAUUAAUAACGAUAUCAGUGUGGCAAAUCAGUCCAGCCCUGACUGAAAUAACUUUAUCUUAUAAUCCAUGGUCAUGUGACUGCGAAUACACAGAAAUGUUCAGAGAAUGGGCAAAGAGGGUGACCUAUAUUUAUGAUCUAACCGACAUAAAAUGCAUAUACAGUAAGAGAAAUAUUACAGAUGUAAUUCCAUAUAAUGAAAGCAUAUAUAGCGAACCCGAUUCUGGUUUUAAAAUAUUAGAAGAAAAUAACACUUUAUGUACAGGAUUACCUAGUAUUAACAAUAGCAUUAACGGAAAUCUCACUGCAACAAAAACCAUCAUCACAAGUGAAGAAGUGCCUGAUUACAUACCCCUGCUUAUCACAGCAUUUGGUAUUUUAGUUCUAGUAUUAUUUUUGAGUCUCCUUAUAUUUAUAUUUAGACAGGAGAUGAAGUUAUGGUUUCAUUCUAAAUUUGGUGUACGGCUGUUUCAUCGUGCAAAUGACAUUGAUAGAGAUGACCGUGAAAAAAUGUUCGACGCUUUUGUUACCUACAGUUCAAAAGAUGAAGCCUGGGUAGCGUCGGAGUUAGUCCCUAUGCUUGAACGUGGUGACCACUCCUAUAAAUUAUGUUUGCCAUAUCGCGAUUUUGCAGUCAGCGGGAACGUCGUGGAAAAUCUGACUAGAGCAGUGCAAUCAUCUCGUCGCACAAUAAUGGUAUUAAGUGAAAAUUAUAUAAAAUCUGAAUGGAGUAGUAUUGAAUUUAAAUCAGCACACCUCCAAGUUUUAAGAGACAGAAGAAGAAGACUUAUAGUUGUUCUAAUUGAUGAUGUUCCGCCAAAGGAUCUUGAUCCCGACUUACGACUGUACUUAAAAACGAAUACGUAUUUGCAUUGGAGUGACAAAUCGUUUUGGGAAAAGUUAAGAUUUGCUCUACCCGACGUACCAAGUAACCAGCGGUGCCAUGGCGCACCAAGUCCCGUCGCAGGUGGCGCACCAAUGCACCGACAUGUUCAAGCUCGAGCCCAUAUGGGGGCAUUGCCACCGCCACCAGUGCACGGAGCACACCCAGUAUUACCUCCACACCCAUCUCAUAUUGCACAUCAAUUACCCCCGCGUGCCUCGCCACGUACUUUAUCAGCUCACGUUUGA
This is a messenger RNA of Parnassius mnemosyne (clouded apollo), 3828 nucleotides long. Lineage: Eukaryota; Metazoa; Arthropoda; Insecta; Lepidoptera; Papilionidae. The record is from the annotation of a GenBank genome assembly.